Molecule: messenger RNA, 1740 nt
Organism: Neospora caninum
Lineage: Eukaryota; Apicomplexa; Conoidasida; Eucoccidiorida; Sarcocystidae
Exons: 9
Coding region: 1-1740 (579 amino acids)
Biological process (GO): microtubule-based movement
Cellular component (GO): dynein complex
Molecular function (GO): dynein intermediate chain binding; minus-end-directed microtubule motor activity; dynein light intermediate chain binding
Source: RefSeq, a predicted model, not a curated record
AUGUUCAGAGAUGGAAGCUGGGUGCUGCUACAGAACUGCCAUCUCGCGAAGAGUUGGAUGCCAGUGCUGGAGCGGUUUGUAUUUUCUCUGUCUGAGGCGGAAUCUGCUUCGUGCUCGUCUCCUUCCCCGCGUUCGUCGCCCUCAGCAAGUCUGCAGAACAGAGAACGAGACACAGCUGUUUCGCCCAAAUUUCGCCUCUUCAUGACGUCAAUGCCGGCACCCUAUUUCCCUGUUUCUGUCCUGAAAAACAGCUUAAAAGUCACUGUAGAACCCCCCAGUGGAAUUCGAGCGACUUUGAAGCGGUCCAUCAUGAACUACACCCGGGAGGAUCUGGAUCUCUUUGGUCGGGCCCCCGAGGGCGUCUCUGAGUCCGAGAGCGGCCGCAAGGCAGACGCGUGGACUCGCAUCCGCUUUGCUCUCCAGUUUUUCCAUGCAGUCGUCCAGGGCCGCCGAACUUUUGGAUCCCUGGGGUGGAACGUGGGCCACUACUUCACGGAGAGCGACUUGGACGCCUCGCUCGUGCUGUUUAAGAGCCUGUUUGAGCGCCAAGAGAAAGUCGAGGACUUUGAUUUCCUUCCGCUCCAGUACCUCGUCGGCAAUAUCAACUACGGCGGCUGCGUCACAGACGAGUGGGACAGAAGAUGUCUAGCGAACCUCCUGUCCCUCUACGUGUCUCCGGAAGUCGUUCUUGAGGAGGACGCGCUCUCUCACCUUGGCCUGCAGCGAAUUCCGUACGCAGGCUCGCUGGAAGCUCUCAACGAGUAUGUGGAGACGCUGCCAGUCGAAGACAAACCAGAAGUAUUCGGUUUGCACCCGAACGCGACGCUGCGCCUUCAUCAAGAGAGAGGCGCCUUUCUCAUUCAAUCUGUCCUCGCAAUCGCUUCCAGGGACAGCGCGACCGCCUCUUCUGGGGGUGCUCGAGAGGACCAAGCGAUGGAGUUUGCCCAGCUUAUGAAACAGAAACUCCCCCCUCUCCUCAAAUUUCGGCCUCUCUCGGAGGAGUCCUUCGCUGCGAACCAAAGAGGCGCUCGAUCCCUUCCGUCAGGCCGGUCGCCUGCGCGAGGCCGCAGACACGGCGAAGGCAGCCCUCUGUCGGGGACGGCGGCACAAGAGACAGAGACCGCGCAGGCUUCGAAACCUGAGUCGAUGGCGACAUUUUUGUUUCAGGAAGCAGAGCGAUUUAACGCUCUCAUCUCCCUCAUGGGCGAGACUCUCCAGCAGCUGGAGCUCGCGGUCAAGGGCCUUACGUCUUUCACAGUAGAACUGGAUGAAAUGCACACAUCCUUCUUGAACAAUCAGGGCUUCCUCACCGCAGUUCUGCAAACCUACGCCAGAAAGACACUGGUCCCAAUCGACGCUCUUGGAUUCACUUUUCGUGUGAUGAGUACAUGCAAUCCUGAAGAGCUAGUCGCAGACGACACGCUUGAGGACGGGUGCUACGUUUAUGGUCUCUACAUUGACGGAGCGCGGUGGAAUUACAACAGGGAAGUCAUCGACGACCAGCUGCCGGGCGCCAUGCAUGACAUUUUCCCGGUGAUUCUGUUUCAGCCAGGUGUCCACCCAGCUCUCCAAGAUACAGACUAUAGCUGCCCCGUAUACAAGACGAUGCGCCGCGCGGGUGUCCUGUCAUCGACAGGGCACUCGACAAACUUCAUCGCUGCCGUCGACUUGCCUACAGACCAGCACCCCAGCAAGUGGAUCCUCCGCGGCACGGCACUGGUCUGUUCCGUAGAAGACUGA